Funneliformis caledonium is the source of this 174-nucleotide messenger RNA. The record is from the annotation of a GenBank genome assembly. NCBI's taxonomy places the organism in Eukaryota, Fungi, Glomeromycota, Glomeromycetes, Glomerales, Glomeraceae.
AUGCGGGAUAGACUUUUGAAGGUGAAUUUUGGAUUGAAGUGGAGACUGGAUGCAAAGUUAGAAAUAGAAAAAUGCGGUCCUUAUAAAAUGGAUGAAUCAAUGCAAGAAGGUUUUCAAGAUAUUUUAUCAGAUGAAGAGGAAGCCUCUAUGUUCAUGCAGCCAUCAGAAGAUAUG